Diabrotica balteata is the source of this 1365-nucleotide messenger RNA. NCBI's taxonomy places the organism in Eukaryota, Metazoa, Arthropoda, Insecta, Coleoptera, Chrysomelidae. The record is from the annotation of a GenBank genome assembly.
UAUUAAAUAUUCUGUAAUAUGUUAACUCAUUUUUAUUUUUCAGAAAAGAGGAAAAUGCAAGGCGCUAAACGCGUUUUGGUUUUCUGCUUGAUGACAGCCAUUCUUCCGACGAUCCUGAUAAUUAUACCACUGUAUCUCCGACAUCAUGUCUUCGCUGACAUCGUGUAUCCCGUUUCCGAAUCAGAUGUUUUGGCGAUAUCCGAAGGAGUUUCCUCCAUUUUUUGUGAAUCGAUAGGAUUGAAGAUGAACACCAGUUUUAAUGCGUUUCAAUUACCGAGUAAGCCAAAGAAAAGUGGAAAAAUUAAACAUAUUAGGUUAAAGAAAUCGAUGACUUUACCAGAUGACACGUUGGAAUAUUGGGGAUUUUAUUUACUUCAGGGAUCUACAGUUAAAUUAAAGGUGUGUUCUCGUCAUAAUGGAGCGCGGAUAUUGGUUGUAAGGGGAGAAAAAAAUUUAAACACUUGUAAUCUCAUGAGGGAAGGUGGCAAAUAUGGUGCAAAAAUGGAUGCAGAAUUUAACAAAGUUAAAGUGUUUUAUGAAAAUGAAAAGCCAGCAGAUGUUUUGGAUAUGCUCGAUGAGGACAAAGCCGAAGAGGAAUUGGAUAAUAAUGAUAACGGUGUUGGACCUUCUAAAAAGUGGAAAAGAACCGACCAUAGCUUUUAUCCGAAUGAAAAUGUGCAACCGGCAGAAAAUCAUACACAUCAAGAGACUGAACCUGUGCCAAAAAUAAGACAUUCCAAAAGACAUUUAAAAGAAUGGAAAGAAAAAGUGGAUGCCCUACGCAAAAAGUUAGAAGGAAGAAGAAAGCGAAGUAUUUCCGCACUAGAUGCUCACAUAAAACAUGGUGGUAAUGCAAUGAAUACUUCUGAUGUAGACGGAGAAAGUGAGAGUAGCGUCUCUAGUUUUGAGACGGAAUUACUUCAGUGUUAUGAUGGAAAAAUAUUACUUUCGAGCAGUUUUCAACACAGCAACAGGUUUUGUAACAGCACGCAAUAUUUAGAUCAGAGCAACCAUAUGGUUACCGAACAUACAGUAGCUACAGACGGUUAUUAUUAUUAUAUAUUUUAUUCAGAUAAUGAUAUAGUUAAGAAUGAUAUACAUGUUGUGUUUAAUAUUUAUAAAACAACCUACGGAUUUAAAAAUGAUACGAGUGGAAAAGAAUGCAUUAAUCAAACAGUUUGCGAAUUUCCGAUACAUUUAAUGUCUAAUGAGAUAGUGAUAGUUGAAGUGCCUACGAGAGACGGAAUAGAACACGAAGAUGAUGAUAUAACUUUUCUUACAAGUACUUGUAGACCUAGAAUGGAGGUAUAUGUAAUUUUUCCCAUAUUGGUGUUAAUUUUGAUAAUGGUCUGUGCUUUUUUGUAA